Messenger RNA from Ambispora gerdemannii, 726 nucleotides. Lineage: Eukaryota; Fungi; Glomeromycota; Glomeromycetes; Archaeosporales; Ambisporaceae. The record is from the annotation of a GenBank genome assembly.
AUGGCACAAAGUGGAGACAAAAUAGUUUUAAAUAUUGGUGGAAUAAGGUACGAGACGAAUCGUUCAACGCUAACAGCCUAUCCGGAAACUUUCCUCGGUACAAUGUUUAAUGAGCGUAAUGCAGCACUACUUCACCCCACAAAAGAAGGUGAAUACUUUAUCGACCGAGACGGUACCGCCUUCAAAUACAUAAUGCAAUAUUACCGAGACGGCAAAAUCUCAUGGCGAGAUUUCUGCGAUCGCGAUUAUAACCAGCACAUACCACAAAUCACUCGCCGUGAACUCGAAAAAGAACUAGACUAUUACCAGAUCCCAAAAUCGGUGCUCAAUGUCCCGCCGAGCGUCGUAGUCUCCGAACAAGUCGAUGAAUUCAUCGCGAUACUCAAAGACGUAAUCUACGAUCUGAUCCGUCACAUGCGAAACGAAUGGACUUUGGAAUUUUACAAGAAUGUGAAUGGGAGUUCGACGACACAUAGUAUGAAGUUACAUAGCUUGAGUACAGUGAGGAGACAUGCAGAGUUUUUUGAUUUGGCGGGGUACGAGAUUUUUGAUAUGUUUGGCGAGGAGAUUCGACGGCAUCUUGAGAAGGAGAUUCCAAAUUUGUGUUGUACUAUUACCAGAGAGGAUUUUAAUCAUCUGCCGAAAUAUCGGUUUCAUAUUACUAUUGAUAAUAAGCUGAGUAGGGCGACUAUUCUGUCAGAGACGUGUCUUUCAGAGUAUUUUUGA